Molecule: messenger RNA, 1146 nt
Organism: Dermatophagoides farinae (American house dust mite)
Lineage: Eukaryota; Metazoa; Arthropoda; Arachnida; Sarcoptiformes; Pyroglyphidae
Source: RefSeq, a predicted model, not a curated record
UAUAAUCCCAUUCUUUUUUAUUGAAAUAAUACAUCAAUUUCCAUUCGAUAAGAAAUUGUUACCGAAAAUUUAUUCUUCUUGUAUGUUUGUGCAUGUGUGCUCAAUCUUUUGAUUUUGUUUUACCAUAAGUGUAAAAUUGACAGAUUUUCAAGAAAGAAAAAUGUCAUCUUUUUCCAAAAAAAUUAUUCAUCUUAUUGUAAUUCUUUGCACAUUUUCAGGGAUAAAUUGCUGGAAUGAUAGCGAAGAACAAGAACAACUUUCGAAAUUGAUUCAUUCAUUCAAUCAAUCAAUGAGUAUUCGAAAUGAAUUACUUGGAAUAAAUAAAACCUACUAUGAUAUUGUCGAAACAAAUCAUAUGGAAUUACUUGGCCGACCAGAACCAGAUUUGAGACCGAUAAUUGAUUCCUUUUUGAAAAACCUUCAAGAAAUUCAAACAAAAUUGAAAGAUUUUCAUAAAAGAUUUCAUUGGUUGCGCGAAAAAAUGAUGCUAAAAUCAAUUAAUCGAAGAUUUAAUUGUCUUGAAUAUGAAGAUGAAAUUAUCGCUUUAAAUGAUAGUAUAACCAUGGUUAUUGAUCAGUUAACACCAUAUCGAAUAAAAAAUGCAGCUCUUCCUUCAAGUGGUUUUGAUUCACAAAUUUUGAAUCAAAAAUUGUUCAAAUUCAAAGAGGACUAUCCAUCGUAUUCCGAUAUGGAAAUAAUUAGACGAGAAUUCAUUACACUUGAUAAAAAGAUUAAAAUUUUUCUUGAAGACCCGACAAAACAAUCACAAUUGAUCGAAUUUUUGGAAAAUUCAUUUCAACAUUCUGAACGCAUUAAUCAAGAAUUGGAUCGAAUUCGUCAGGAGACAUUCGUUCAAGCCAGAACACGUGCACAACAUAUUCCAGUCAUAAUAGAUUAUAAUCUUGUUUUUAUCAGUCGAAUGCAUCGAGAUGUAUGGAAUAUAAGUCGAAUGUAUUUGGAUAAAAUUAAAUCUGGUGCAGAUCUUUCAAGUGCAUCUCAAACUAUUCGAUUGGAAAAUCUUGGAUUAAUGCUUGCCAUUAUUUUAAUGAUCAUCACUAAUUCUUGCAUUUGAUAAGUAAUCAGUGAUUGUGUUUCUUUAAAGGUGUAUAAAACAAAAAUUUCAAUAAAUGAUUAAAGUUAAAGCUA